AUGACCAUUCGAACCACCAUUCACCGCGGGCCUCUAAACCCGUCUGCCAUAAUCUCGAACCCAAUUCUGGAAUUUUAUGCCAAAUACGCGAAAGACUUCAGAUUCGCCAAAUCCAGUACGCCGCCUACAGCCUACUAUUCGACUGCAUCCAAACUGAUAAAUACCGAUGCCACCAUCAUAUUCGGGGCACAGGCAAUCUGGGAUUACUAUAUUGCUCUCUACGGGCAGUUCGAGCGCUGCGAGUAUGAGGUGAUCUCGCUGACCGUGAUCCAUGAUGAUGAAACCGGGAAACAUACCCUCACUGGGGAAUUCUUGAACACACUGCAUUUAAAGGACAACAAAGGGACAGUUACACUUCCCCAGACUUUUAUCUAUGAGAUUGCGAAUGCUGAGGAAGGAUGUGGGACGGAUGGGUUGCAGAUUUGGGAGGUUAGGUGUUAUUUUGAUAGGGGGAUCCUGCAUGGGGCAGCAACCCUGUAA
This is a messenger RNA of Aspergillus thermomutatus, 480 nucleotides long. RefSeq lists its product as uncharacterized. The transcript has a single exon. Bases 1 to 480 code for a protein of 159 amino acids. NCBI's taxonomy places the organism in Eukaryota, Fungi, Ascomycota, Eurotiomycetes, Eurotiales, Aspergillaceae. The record is from RefSeq and is a predicted model, not a curated record.